This is a messenger RNA of Penicillium odoratum, 423 nucleotides long. RefSeq names its product E2 ubiquitin-conjugating protein MMS2. NCBI's taxonomy places the organism in Eukaryota, Fungi, Ascomycota, Eurotiomycetes, Eurotiales, Aspergillaceae. The record is from RefSeq and is a predicted model, not a curated record. The transcript is spliced from 5 exons. Gene Ontology annotation, biological process: DNA damage tolerance; protein K63-linked ubiquitination. Gene Ontology annotation, cellular component: nucleus. Bases 1 to 423 code for a protein of 140 amino acids.
AUGUCCGCCACGGUGCCGAGAAACUUCCGGCUUCUUGAAGAGUUGGAGAAAGGAGAAAAGGGUCAAGGUGCAGAGGCUUGUUCCUACGGUCUUGCAGAUGGAGAGGACAUGAUGAUGAGCAACUGGAAUGGGACAAUCCUUGGCCCUCCCCACAGUGUCCAUGAGAACCGGAUAUAUAGCGUAAACAUCCAUUGCGGUCCUGACUAUCCUGACAACCCUCCCACGAUCCAGUUCAUUUCACAAGUCAAUGUUCCCUGCGUCGAUCAGCGGUCCGGAAAGGUUGACCCAUCAAAGCUCCCUUGCCUUGCUCAGUGGAAGCGCGAGUUCACCAUGGAGACCGUCCUGAUCGAGCUGCGCCGAUACAUGGCUUUACCCCAGAACAAGAAACUGCCCCAGCCGCCAGAGGGCGCGACUUUCUUCUAA